CAGCUGGCGCGUUGGGUGUGUGUGAUUGAAGUUAGGAAAUGCGCAGCGCUUAACCUUGCAAGCAAAUCCCAGUAGAAGAAAACAAAUGGAGGUCUCAGGAGUCCUAAGCCGCACCUCUACUUUUUCUUCACUAACAAAACCAAGAAGGCUACCCACACCCACCAUCUCUCACACAAAUCUGGUGCCCACGCGCAUUCACUACCCUAACCCAAUCUUCUCAUCAACUCCUUUACUAAUGGAUUUCCAUACUACUACCACCACAAAACCACUUGCCACUCCACUUCAGGCCAACGGUUCCUCUCUAACCACCUCUUCUCCCAUCGAAUCCGGAAGCGCUCGGAUUGGGGAAGCGAAGAGAGUUACUAAAGAGACAAAUGUGUUUGUCAAGAUUAACUUGGAUGGAACUGGAAUUGCUGAUUCUUCUACUGGCAUCCCCUUCCUCGAUCACAUGUUAGAUCAACUUUCUUCCCAUGGGCUUUUUGAUUUGCAUGUGAGGGCAACUGGCGAUAUUCACAUUGAUGAUCAUCACACUAACGAAGAUGUUGCCCUUGCUGUUGGAACUGCUUUGCUGCAGGCGCUUGGGGAUAGGAGAGGGAUUAAUCGGUUUGGUGACUUCUCAGCUCCUCUUGAUGAGGCAUUAAUACAUGUUUCCUUGGAUUUAUCUGGCCGUCCAUAUUUAGGUUAUGAUUUGCAAAUUCCUACUCAGAGAGUCGGAAAAUAUGACACUCAGUUGGUGGAACACUUUUUCCAGUCAUUGGUGAAUACUUCUGGGAUGACGCUGCACAUUCGGCAGCUUGCUGGAAGAAAUUCUCAUCAUAUUAUUGAGGCAACCUUCAAAGCUUUUGCCAGGGCACUUCGACAAGCUACAGAAUUUGACCCACGUCGCCUCGGGACCGUGCCAAGCUCAAAAGGGGUUCUGUCACGAUCGUAAUGCUUCAUUAUUACUUUAUGGGUGGUUGAAAUUUGUGUAAAGGUGCUGUGACAGUGGAUGCAUUGUCUUCAAGCGUCCUCCAUGGGAUCUAUUUUGGUGAUCUCUACUAGUUUGUGGUUUUGAUAAUCAGCUGAGCACCAUAUAUAUAAGAUAAAGCAAAAGUGGUGUUGGUAGGCAGACUACUGUUCUGCUGAUGGCAGUCCAAUAUGGGGUCGGAUAUUGUGAAUGAUAGACUACUGCCCAUAUGGUUAGCUGUAUUAUGAACUUGUAAUGAAUUGAUGUCGUAGUAUUUCAAACGUUGUUUUCCUCCCGUGGCAUAGGGAAAAAGAGGGAGCAGCGGGGAGGAGGGGUAUUUGUCAACAAUAAAUGGAGCUCAUACUUGUUAUUUGUUUUUAGCACCUGUCACUUUACUGAAGCUUCUUGGUUGUGGCCACUGACGAUUGCACACUGAGAACUCUGAACUGUGGCCUGUGGGGACUUGAUUUCUAGCGAUUGCCAAAUUAUUACUCUGCGCUUUAUUCCAUGGCACAUGAAGUGAAUUUGAUAUAUUGUCUGUCUUGAAUAGGAUGCAGUACCUUUGCUCUAGUCAUAUGAAAUGCCUACGUUAUUUAAA
This is a messenger RNA of Populus nigra (black poplar), 1544 nucleotides long. Its product is annotated as imidazoleglycerol-phosphate dehydratase 1, chloroplastic. Gene Ontology annotation, biological process: L-histidine biosynthetic process. Gene Ontology annotation, molecular function: imidazoleglycerol-phosphate dehydratase activity. The record is from RefSeq and is a predicted model, not a curated record. The coding region runs from base 86 to 931 and encodes 281 amino acids. The transcript is spliced from 8 exons. Lineage: Eukaryota; Viridiplantae; Streptophyta; Magnoliopsida; Malpighiales; Salicaceae.